Mercenaria mercenaria is the source of this 4065-nucleotide messenger RNA. RefSeq names its product transmembrane protein 254-like. The transcript is spliced from 4 exons. The record is from RefSeq and is a predicted model, not a curated record. NCBI's taxonomy places the organism in Eukaryota, Metazoa, Mollusca, Bivalvia, Venerida, Veneridae. The coding region runs from base 57 to 425 and encodes 122 amino acids.
CGAACUUAAAUUCGGAUGCUUCGGUGUUUAUCAAGUGUCGUAGGGAAGGGUACAAAAUGAAAGGUCCAAAGUUUAAUCCUAAUUACUUUACAUAUCCUAAGCCUAUAGAAGGAACAAUUAUAGCAGUUUUGAUGGUUCUUUUCUAUUUUAGCUUGUACAAGCCUGAGAGUGUAAUACUAGAUUAUUAUGGACCUCUUGGAACAUUGGGAAGGUACCUGAACAAAAAUCACAUGGGUGUUCUUCAAACUAUACUGGUUGCAACAGUUGCAGCACAUGUGGGAGAAUCAGUCUAUGCAGGUGUUUUGUGCAGGAAAAAGCGCCUCAACAUGUUGCCAACGGUGUUAUGGAUGCUACAGACAUUUGUGAUGGGUUUUCCGUCAUUACUACAGCUUGUAGCAUACAGACCAAGAAAAAAACAGGGCUGACAAACAUAUUUAUUAAGUAAUAUUCACAUACUCAGGAUACAUGAACCAUCAGCAGUGAUUAUUCACCUUAAAUGAAAAAGGUUGUGUCAUGAUGUACAGGAAAAAUUAUUUGAAUAGAAUGUCAUUUGGAAUUUUAUGAACUGGAAAUAUAAAAUGAUUUCAUUAAUUAUUCACUUCAGCACAUACGAGCCGCGCCAUGGGAAAACCAACAUAGUGGCUUUGCGACCAGCAUGGAUCCAGACCAGCCUGCGCAUCCGCGCAGUCUGGUGAGGAUCCAUGCUGUUCGCUUUCUAAGCCUAUUGGAAUUAGAGAAACUGUUAGCGAAUAGCAUGGAUUAUGACCAGACUGCGCAGAUGCGCAGGCUGGUCUGGAUCCAUGCUGGUCGUAAACCCACUAAGUUGGUUUUCUCAUGGCGCCACUCAUACAGUGAUUAACUACUUCUUUACAUUAGUACUAUUAAUCAUUUUAUUCACCAAGGUGACAUAUAAUUUAGUCAGAGAAGGUCUCUUUGACUUUCCAGUGAACUGGACAGAGGUACCAUGGGAUUUCCCUGUGGUCAUGUGACCAAUUUUAUGCAAAUGUGUUUUAACUUUUAUAUUGUGUCGUCAAAGCUGGCCUGUGAUGUUACAUUUUGUAUAUUGAAAUUUUAUAAACAUUGAUCUUUGAUGAUUAUUAUGCCUCCACUGUCGAAGACCUUGGAGGCAAAUAGUGUAUGAACUAUCUGUCUGUCUGUCCGUCACUGUUUUGUACUCCUCAAAGUUUCCAUCUGAUUGAAAUGAAACUUGAUUUACAUAAUCCACAUUGAAGAGGACAUGCACAAAUUGUCAAGACUUUCAAAUGUGAUUUUUUUUCUCGAGUUGUGCACAUUUUUGGACUUUAAAACUUAACAAAAACAUAAAUUUGUACUUUGUGUACUCCAUUCCUACAGUUUUUAUCCAACUGAAAUGAAACUUGGUAUGCAUCAUCAUAAAUUAUUCCUCAGUUAAUACUUUCUUAUUUAUAUGUUUAUUUUAAUACUGAGAAAUAAAUUUCACUGGGCAUAUAAUUGUAUGGUUUUGGCUAAAAAUGCUAUUUCUUUGGGGCUAAAAUUGGUAAAUGUCAAGUUAAGAAAGAGAAAAUACAUAGGACUUUUUCUGUGUUUAGUGGAACUAUUUUCAUGGAUUAAAACAACAAAAAUUGAAAAAAUUAGUCCACCACAAAAAUUUUACUGAAUUUACAAAACUUAAAAACUGUAUCACAUCUGAAGUUUGAAUGUUUUGAUGUAGUUGAAGCAAAUAGAUCAACAUUUUUGCAGACAAUUAUCAGAAUGCACCUUUCUGUACUUUGAAGUUUUUCUUCCUAUACUUGUCCUCAAUUGAUAGGGGACAUUAUAGCAUUGUUUAUUAAUACUUACCUUGUUACUGAAUAAGAAAUAAAAGAAUGACACAAAACUGUUUUACAUAUUUUAUUAUUCUGAUGUAUAUGGAUGAAAGUUUUACUGUAUACAUGUGGUAUAUUCAAUAAACACAAAAUACUUAACACAAACAUGUGCUUUACUAAUGUUUGUUACAGCAAUACAAAGUCACUCAAAUCUGUGAAUCUGUUUUCACAUAAAAAUUAUCCUGGUCGGACUAAAGAUAAGAAAACAGGAAAUACUCUAAAAUAAGAAACAAAAAAGCUGCUGCUCAACUGUACAGGGUGAGCUUGUUUAAUAAGAUGGUAUAAUAUUUCUUUGCACUUAAAAUUUGUAUUAAAAUGAAAGUUUUGAGUAAAGAUGAAAUGGUUGUUAAAAAUCUGAAUAUGAUUUUAAAAUGAAUUCAAAUGGCAAAUUCUGUGCUUUAAUCUUUUAUAUGAAAUGGUGAUUAUAUAUUUAAAGUUCCAGUUUCUUAUCCAAGGUACAUGUACAUGCAGUUCACAAGAGGCCAGAGCAUAGCUCGUCGUGACUACAAAAGAUGUACAUGUAGCUCAGCUAGGCCGGGGCACUGACAAUUACAAAUUACAGGUUUGGUUGCUAGGCAACGUCUCCUGCCAUGUGCUGAGGCAGCAGAUGACAAAAAAAAAAAACGACUAAACAAAUCAACGCUUUUCAAUAAAAUCUGGCAAGCUCAAACUGAACACUAACAUUAUUUUGCAUUUUCAAAACACAGUACUUCAUAUUGUAAAUUACAAACUUUUGAGUGCCUUUCUUUAGUGUGGCAUGAAAAAUGCAACAAAAACUUGAUGAAUUUCAAAGCGGACGAAAACAACAAAGGUAUUCCAGUUAGGUUUCUUGCUUUCUAGUAAAUAUGCACAGCAAGACAAACCUUAAUAAAAAUCAACACAAUUUAAAAUGAAGAUGAUUAUUAUGUCUGGAAACAAACAUUUUAUUUUUGCCACAACAUUACCAAUCCCUCAUCACUAUUUAGCUGUAACAUUUACAGUCAGUCAAAAUUGGACUGGAAACCAGGAUGUUUUCUGAACUUAAUUUUAACAAUACCCCAUUUAUUUCCUAUUAAACAAAAAAAGACUGAAACUGUGUGCUAUUAUGCAACAAAAUUACUGCAUCACAAUUAUUACAUCAUAGCAUCACUGGUUUUACACUUGCCCUGCUAAAUUUCUAAAAUGGAUUGGUCCAUCAUUCAAUUUGGGCAGCAUUACUUAUUAUUUAAAGUGAUGUUCACUGAAAAUUUAUUGACUGAAUAACGAACAGUCCAGACCAUGAUCUUGGUUUGCACUGGUUACAAAUGCAAAAUCACUUGCCGCCAGCAGGCUAAGGGUUAAGUGGUGCACAAAAUCAUUGUCAUUCAGAUGCAAGUUAUUAUACCUUGUGAGCUGUUUACUCGUGAUAUAAUUCCUUCACACUUGAACUCCAACAAUGAUUUUGUUCAACAAAAAAAUCACUGUUUAAAAUAUUAUUAUUUCUUAAGUAAAAUUAAAGUCGGAAACAUGUAUGCUGCCUUCUGUUAUAAACUAAGAAUAAAAUCAAAUAUAGGUAGCGAUUCAGGGAAAAACUGUCUUAUAUAAAUUUAUGAUUACACCAUAUAAUAAAAUACUGAUAAUAUACAUGUAACAUGUAUAACAUUUUAUAUUAAUGACAUAAAUACAGUUGAAAAUUAUAUUGCUUAAAAAAUAUCUGAAACUGUACAAAAAUUGUGGCUGUCCUUGCUCAACUCUCACAACCCUCCCUCGUAACAAAAUUAAAUAGGUUUUCAGUAAAAUUCAGCCUGAUCUGUAACAGAUUUUUUCAUGAAUUUCUUUUUUUUUUUAUUUUGCAAGAUUCAGUUAUAACUUAUCAUUCUUAAAUGUCUCCACAACUGAUACAUGGAACAGUUUCAUAGUGAAUUCAGCAAUAAAUAUAGUCAUAAUUGCAUUUUUUUCUAAUUCCACACAAUGGCCUGAAAUUUACAAUAGAAAAUGAUUGUAUCAAAAAUCAUUUUAACAAUAAAUUCAAACUAACCAAUUUUAAAAGUUAAAUUAAAUGCAUAUAUCUAAAAAUCCCACCAUUACCAAUAUUUCAAUGGUCUGAAGUUUUCCAACAAAACACUGCAAUCAGAACAUACUGGUGCUUCAUUUUUUAAGUGGAUUCUACCUCAAAAUCUUUAGACAUUUAAAAGUUACAGUCAAUCACUACUAAACCUAUACUCCCGUAUCUUGUCAAAUCUUCAAUAUGACUCUUAUCAAU